AUGGAUUUGAAGAGCGCGUGUCGUCUGUGCCUCUUCCCGGUCCAAAUGCUCUACUACGUGGUCCGGGCCGGCUUGUUGUCGCUGUUGCCCGGCCGGAGGAAGGACCUGGCCCGGGAGGUGGUGCUGAUCACCGGCGGGGGACGAGGCAUCGGGCGGCACCUGGCCAAAGAGUUCGCCAAGCAGGGGGCCAGAAAGGUGAUCCUACUGGGCCGAACAGAAAAGUGCCUCAAGGAAACGGCGGAAGAGAUAACCCUGUCGGGAACAGAGUGCCACUACUUCCUGUGUGAUGUGGCCAAUCGGGAGGAAGUGUACAAGCAAGCCAAGGUUGUCAGAGAAAAGGUGGGAGAUGUCACGAUAUUGGUGAACAACGCCGCCGUAGUCCACGGCAAAAGUCUGAUGGACAGCGACGACGACGCCCUUCUGAAAUCCCAACACAUCAACACCAUGGGACAGUUCUGGACUACAAAGGCCUUCCUGCCUCGGAUGCUGGAGCUGCAGCACGGCCACGUCGUGUGCAUCAACUCCAUCCUGUCCCAGUCUCCCAUCCCUGGGGCCAUAGACUACUGCACCUCCAAGGCCUCGUCGCUGGCCUUCAUGGAGAGUCUGACGCUGGGGCUGCUGGACUGUCCCGGCGUUGGCUGCACCACCGUUCUUCCCUUCCACACCAAUACGGAGAUGUUCCAGGGCAUGAGAGUCAGGUUCCCGCAGCUCUUUCCACCUCUCAAACCUGAGGUAGUUGCCCAGAGAACCGUGGAUGCAGUCAGAGCGGACAAGGCUUUCCUCUACCUGCCCUGGACUAUGCAUGCCCUUGUCAUUUUAAAAAGCUUCAUGCCACAAGUCGCACUUGAAGAAAUCCACAGGUUUUCUGGGAGUUACACCUGCAUGAACACGUUCAAAGGGAGGACAUGAGCCCGGAUUGCACACAAAGUGAGAGAGACCGAAACAGCUCUGGGUUGUUGUGAAGGGAAUAUGGACCUUAAGACAGCUGGAAGUGGAGGAGCCCUGAGGAUGGUGGGAAGACAAAUACUUAGGGGACAUGCAAGGUCGGUUGCUCCUGCAGGUAGAAUUAAUUGACAAACUGCAGGAUACGCCCUGAUCGCGCACGCGUGUGUGUGUGUGUGUGUGUGUGUGUGUGUGUGUGUGUGUGUAUAGUACGAAGGACUGAAUGCCUUCUUACUUUGAACAGAAGCCAUGAAUAGAUCUGUACCGGUAGUUAUUCUGGGAGUUUUUUUUUUCUGUGACACUUGUUUUAGCCUGUUUUUACACUUCUUUUCUUAUUCUCCUUCUUUUUUUUUUGUUAUGUGUCUUUGAAUCAAAACGAGAUAAUAAAACAGAGUUUUAGAAG
Molecule: messenger RNA, 1345 nt
Organism: Cyclopterus lumpus (lumpfish)
Lineage: Eukaryota; Metazoa; Chordata; Actinopteri; Perciformes; Cyclopteridae
Gene: dhrs3b
Product: dehydrogenase/reductase (SDR family) member 3b
Exons: 6
Coding region: 1-909 (302 amino acids)
Cellular component (GO): lipid droplet
Molecular function (GO): oxidoreductase activity, acting on the CH-OH group of donors, NAD or NADP as acceptor
Source: RefSeq, a predicted model, not a curated record